GUUUCAAAGAACAUAAUAAGCAAAAAAAAAAAUCAAACUCGAGAUAUUUUCUAUAUUAAGUCAAAGAGAAUAGGAUACGUCAAAUAGAGUAAUAUUAAAUCUAGCCACUUGUAGAUGUUUUGAAGUCAAAAAUACAGAUAACAUCAUUUGUGUUGUAGCUUAAACGCUGUCUUUACAACUAUAAAUUUCAUAUAAAACAAAAAAGCAUUUUUAUAACGUCUGUAGAAACAGUCCACUACCAUUUUUAUGGUCUCCCUCGCAGGUUCAAAAUGCACUUGAAAGCUAUCUUUUAUUCAUUUAUCAUAAAAAACUUGCGAGCAGAUUUUUCUUUUUUGCGUAGAAAUUUUCUUACAAGUUUGUAAAGGAAAGCAAUGCUAUAUCAAGCUCAUCGUUGUCCAGUAACAAUUUAUGACUAGAAUAUUCUUGUUUGAAAUUUCUUACCUGACAACAUGGGUACUGAGGGACUCAUAGCAUCAUUUUUACCAUAUAUAAAAAAUUAUUUAUGGAAUUAUACACCAGUAACUUUACGUCGUUAUAUUAUUUGUCACAAUUCCAAUACGUUUCAAAAAUUUCUGUUUCGAAAUUGUAUAAAAGCUCCAGAGUCGAUCGAACGAUACGACGCAUUCAUUUCGAAAUAUUUCCAACCUGAUUCUUCUGCAAAAACACCUGUUGUGGAUUAUAAGAGACAGCAAGCACGUGGAACGUACGUUUCAGGAAGCGAUGUCUAUUUUAGUAAUCCGCAUAUUGCACAAAAGCUUACCAAUUUCACUCAACCGUACUCCGUACAAGAAAUUGAAACACGAAAGAAAAAUCAAUAUUACAAUAUGAAACAUUUCUUUACCUCAUUGAUUUUUGGAUUUAUAAUUUACGAUUACAAGCAAAGUCGCCCCAUUGUAUGGUGUAAUACACAAUGUCAUUGACACUGGGUUGAAAAAAACAUCAGCAAUCAUACGAUAAUCCUUCCAUGCUUCAAACUUGUUUUAUGACAACUAGUUCCCGUUAACUACCCUACACGUUUUCAUAACAUUACAAUUAUUAACGAUUUAAUUUAUGCUGCAUUAAACAUCAUGUUCACAAAUAAACCUUAUACCAUCUAUGUUUAAAGAAGACUUUUUUAUUCACUAAAACUUUAUUAUCAGCCUAAAGAGAAACGACACUAUAUUAUUUUUUGUUUUUGUUUCUAUAUAUAAAAUUAAAGUUCCCAAUGUAGACAGUGCUUUCCUAAACGUCAAUAGUACACACAAUUGGGUAAAUGUAACCUCA
Messenger RNA from Hylaeus volcanicus, 1263 nucleotides. RefSeq lists its product as uncharacterized. Bases 450 to 920 code for a protein of 156 amino acids. The record is from RefSeq and is a predicted model, not a curated record. NCBI's taxonomy places the organism in Eukaryota, Metazoa, Arthropoda, Insecta, Hymenoptera, Colletidae. The transcript is spliced from 4 exons.